This is a messenger RNA of Cynoglossus semilaevis (tongue sole), 634 nucleotides long. RefSeq names its product thiosulfate sulfurtransferase like domain containing 1 (gene tstd1). Bases 37 to 486 code for a protein of 149 amino acids. Lineage: Eukaryota; Metazoa; Chordata; Actinopteri; Pleuronectiformes; Cynoglossidae. The transcript is spliced from 5 exons. The record is from RefSeq and is a predicted model, not a curated record.
UUAAGUGAGGAAGUGAAUUGCCCCUAUUGCAGCAGGAUGGCGAACGCAGUGCUUAAACAUUGUGUAGUAGGACUGCGUCUGUUCAGAAGGCAAACAUGCGUGGUGGACGUGGCUUCAUUCGUGCAUACUGGACUAGCCGGGAACAAAGAAAUCUCCUACAAGGAUCUGAAAGCACUUCUGGAAAAGAGCAAGAAUCUUGUCUUGGUUGAUGUUCGGAGCCAAGAAGAAGUGGCCAAAGGAUCCAUUCCCGGAUUCAUUCAUAUCCCGGUCGCUACAGUCCAGGAUGCUUUUAAAAUGCAGCCAGAAGAAUUCAAAGCCAAGUACGGAGUAACAAAACCAUCAUUAGACGCUCCAGAACUAGUGUUUUUCUGCCAAAUGGGUAAACGAGGAGGAAUGGCCACAGGCAAAGCCCAUGACCUGGGAUACAUGAAUGCUCGUAAUUAUAGUGGAGGAUACCAAGAAUGGUCUGAGAAGGAAGGAAAAUAAUAUCAGUUUACAGAAAGACCCAUAUACAUUUAUGUAUAAAUAAUAUAUUUAUUUAUACAAGUGGUGUGGCAGCUGUAUAUGUUGGUAUUGUAUGUGGUGUUUUUCAGUCCAUCACUACAAUUAAUACAAAUAAAGUUGUGCUAUUUAA